This is a messenger RNA of Danio rerio (zebrafish), 10279 nucleotides long. NCBI's taxonomy places the organism in Eukaryota, Metazoa, Chordata, Actinopteri, Cypriniformes, Danionidae. The record is from RefSeq and is a predicted model, not a curated record.
CCAACUUCCGCUGGGCUACCCAGAUCACCGUUAACAUCAGCGGCUUCACGCUGCUCAGUCAUGAAAUAAAGCGGCUGCUUAAUACGACCGUAACAUCCACGCUGGAGCCCUUAAAUCGGUCCGAUCUUAAUUUUCUUGGAUUCGUUGGUUCUCUAAAAGCCUCGUCUCCGUGAUGUUGGAUGCUAACUCUGAAGAUCUGCUGAACUGGAUGGCAAUGUAGAGCAGCACCAUUGUUUUAAUCAGCUCGUGAAGUUGGACCCAGCCUGAAAAGCAACCAAAAUUCAUCAGAUACUGUUGGAUCUCCUAAUAUUUCAUCAAUAAUUCGCACGGAAUUAACUGCCAUUUUUGGAUUUAUUUUGUGUGUGUGUGUGUGGUUUUCUCCUGUCGUUGACAUUUAACGUUAAUUCUUUUUUGGUCCUUAACAUUACCCGGUUUGUUUGCCAUUUUGUUCAUGUUAAAUUGCUGCAUUGACAGAUCACUGUGUGACAGCCUAACAUUAGUCUAAUAGUCAUGCGAAAGCCAAAUCAGGCCAAUGAUUUUGCAUAAACACUUCACAGAUCUUAGAUAAAAAACGAUUUCCUAAUUGUAAAUAUUAUUAUUUGUUUGUUUUUUAAUGCAAAGCCAGCUCCUUCAAGCGUAAUGUGGUAGUUAGACAACCUCAGUCAGCCAUGAAUUAUUUAAGCCCUGCUAACUUAUUAGUUACUCGGUUUCCUGCCGGACAAAAGUCUUGACAUUUGCAGUUUGACCCAGUGUGAGUGUGUCAGGAAUCCAGGAGGGAGUUGGCUGUUCUCUCAACUCUGUUUUUGAUCCAACUAAAGCUCCAGCUGUCAAGACAUUCCACCAAACUUUUCUUUUAAACAUUUUUAAAAAGCGACCAUGUCUCUACUGUGCCGUUCAAAACGCAGAAAAACAACCCGGUAAGGACAAUGCUGGCCAAUUUUGGACACGACACGCUUCAGAUAUCACGAAUUAUCCGGGACUCCGGUGACAGACAAAUCUAGAUGAGUUUGAUUUUAUGAACUCGAGGCUGUCAGCAAGCAUUUUGGUCGUAUUAUAACACGUCUCCUCGUGGAUAUAUCGAUACAUUAUGGGUGACGCUAAUUUGAACGACUCCAACGUCAAGGUGGCGGUUCGGGUUCGGCCCAUGAACCGGAGAGAAAAGGACCUGAACACAAAAUGCGUUGUGGAAAUGGAGGGGAAUCAAACAUUUCUGUACUCAACAAAUCUGGGAAAAGAUUCCAGCAGGGGUCAGCCAAAGACCUUCGCCUAUGACUACUGUUUUUGGUCGAUGGAUGAGUCAGAGACAGAGAAGUUUGCAGGUCAAGAUGUAGUGUUUCAGUGCCUUGGGGAGAGUCUUUUGCACAAUGCCUUUCAGGGUUACAACGCCUGUAUUUUUGCAUAUGGGCAGACUGGAUCGGGAAAGUCGUACACCAUGAUGGGUUCGGUUGACCAGCCCGGCUUGAUCCCCAGACUGUGUAGUUCCCUGUUUGAAAGGACUGUACUACACCAGCGAGAGGAAGAAAGCUUCACAGUGGAAGUCUCUUAUAUGGAAAUCUACAAUGAGAAAGUCCGGGACCUGCUUGACCCCAAAGGGAGUCGACAGGCCUUGAGAGUGAGAGAACAUAAAGUUUUGGGGCCUUAUGUGGAUGGUCUGUCCAGGCUUGCGGUAGAAAGUUACAAGGACAUCGAGUCCUUGAUGUCUGAGGGGAAUAAAUCCCGCACUGUGGCGGCCACCAAUAUGAAUGAGGAGAGCAGUCGUUCACAUGCGGUUUUCAAUAUCAUCCUCACACACACUCUGAAGGACCUGCAGUCAGGGACAAGCGGGGAGAAGGUGAGUAAGCUAAGUUUGGUGGACCUGGCAGGAAGUGAAAGAGCUGCAAAGACGGGCGCUGCAGGCGAGCGGCUCAAAGAAGGCAGCAACAUCAACAAGUCUCUAACCACCCUGGGUUUGGUGAUCUCAGCGCUGGCAGACCAGGGCGCUGGAAAAAACAAGAACAAGUUUGUGCCCUAUAGAGAUUCAGUGCUGACAUGGCUGCUCAAGGACAGUCUGGGUGGAAACAGUCGUACGGCUAUGGUUGCCACCGUGAGCCCAGCAGCAGAUAAUUACGAUGAGACACUGUCAACAUUACGCUAUGCAGAUCGAGCAAAGAGCAUCGUCAACCACGCUGUGGUCAACGAAGACCCCAAUGCCAGGAUCAUCCGGGAGCUCAGAGAAGAAGUGGAGAAAUUGCGAGAUCAGCUGACGCAGGCUGAGUCUAUGAAGGCACCAGAGCUGAAAGAGAGACUGGAAGAAUCUGAGAAGCUGAUCCAAGAGAUGACGGUCACCUGGGAAGAGAAACUUCGCAAAACUGAGGAAAUUGCACAGGAGAGACAGAAGCAGCUGGAGAGCCUUGGAAUCUCUUUACAGUCCUCUGGUAUUAAGGUUGGAGAAGAUAAAUGCUUCCUGGUCAACCUCAACGCUGACCCUGCCCUUAAUGAACUGCUGGUUUAUUAUCUAAAGGAACACACUAAGGUUGGCUCAGCAGACUCGCAGGACAUCCAGCUAUGCGGAAUGGGCAUCCAAGCAGAGCAUUGUGUCAUUAACAUCACACCUGAGGGAGCCGUCUUCAUCAACCCUUACAGAAACUCAAGAACAUGUGUGAACGGCUCUCCAGUCACCAGCCGGCAGCAGCUUCACCAUGGCGAUCGUAUUCUUUGGGGAAACAAUCACUUUUUCAGAAUAAACCUUCCAAAGAGGCGCCUGCGGGGUGAGGAAGAGGAGGGUGAGGGAGGGAACAUGAAGAGCAGUAACAGCAACGAGCAGCUGGACGGAGAAGGAGACACUGCCAGCGAGGUGUCCAGUGAGGUCAGCUUCAGCUACGAGUUUGCUCAGACUGAGGUCAUGAUGAAGGCUUUGGGAAGCAACGACCCCAUGCAAGCUGUUUUGCAGUCUCUGGAGCGCCAGCAUGAGGAGGAGAAGCGAACUGCUCUGGAGCGUCAGCGGCUGAUGUAUGAGCAGGAGCUGCAGCAGCUGCGCAGACAACUCACUCCAGACAGACAGAGCAUGCAAAUCCCACAGUCACAGCCCUUACAGCCACACUACCGCAGCAUGGAGAGACUGAGUCAAGGAGGAAUGUCUUCAUCAUCCAGUGCACAGCAUCGUCUGCGUCAGUGGAGCGAGGAGAGGGAGGUUGUGCUGACGCGAAGCUUGAGGAAACUGAGGGAGCAGAUUGUACGGGCCAAUCUGCUAGUGCAGGAAGCCAGUUUCAUCGCCGAAGAGCUGGACAAGAGAACGGAGUACAGAGUUACUCUACAGAUCCCUGCCGCAAACCUCAACGCUAACAGAAAGAGAGAUGCUGUACUGAGCGAACCUGCUAUACAAGUGAGGAGAAAAGGCAAAGGCAAGCAAAUCUGGGCUCUUGAGAAGAUGGAAAACCGUCUGGUGGACAUGAGAGAACUUUACCAGGAGUGGAAAGACUUUGAUGAAGACAACUCUGUGAUGCGCUCAUACUUCAAGAGAGCCGACCCUUUCUUCGAUGAGCAGGUCAAUCACAGUUUAAUUGGGGUGGCCAAUGUAUUCCUCUCCUGUCUGUUUUAUGAUGUAAAGCUACAAUACGCGGUUCCAAUCAUCAAUCAGAAAGGAGAGGUGGCUGGUCGACUGCAUGUGGAGGUGAUGAGGAUGGGUGGAGGGUUUGAUGACAGUGUAGGCGGAGGUGAAGAGAGUGAUGGCAGCCCUGACGGAGAUGUACAGGAGCGCAAGCUGGUCUGUAUGAUUAAGAUCCUGCAGGCUACAGGUCUCCCGCAGUACCUCUCCAAUUUUGUCUUUUGUCAGUACUCCUUCUGGGACCAAGCAGAGCCCAUCAUUGUUGCCCCAGAAGUAGAUCCCUCAGCGUCCUUCUCCAGCAGCAAAGACCCCCACUGUAUGGUGGUGUUCGAUAGCUUGAAGGAGCAUGCGGUGAAUGUAACAGAGGAAUUUAUCGAGUAUCUCACUGAGGGUGCUGUAGGCAUCGAGGUUUAUGGACACAGACAGGCUGAUCCAGGCAGAAACCCUGCGCUGUGGGAUCUUAGCAUCAUCCAGGCCAAAACACGAACAUUACGUGACAGGUGGAGUGAGGUGACACGUAAACUGGAGAUGUGGGUGCAGAUUCUGGAGCUGAAUGAGAACGGAGAGUACAUGCCUGUGGAGGUGGUGCCAGCGCGAGAUGUUCGCACGGGUGGCAUCUUCCAGCUCAAACAGGGUCAGUCUCGGCGAGUUCAGGUGGAGGUGCGUUCAGUUCAAGAUUCGGGCACAAUGCCAUUAAUAUCAGAGAUCAUUCUGGGAGUUUCCAUCGGUUGUGUGCAGAUCAGGCAGGUUCCGAUGACCAAAAACAAUGAGCCACAAGAGCCUGAGGGUGAUGAAAUGGACAGUUAUCAGGAGCGAGAUUUGGAGCGUCUCCGGCAUCAAUGGCUCACUGCUCUCACUAAAAGACAAGAAUAUCUGGACCAACAUCUUCAGACCCUAGUCAGCAAAUCAGAUAAGUCUGAGGAUGAUGUGGAGAGGGAGGCUCAGCUGCUGGAGGGGCGUCUGACGCUUACAGAGGAGAGAAAUGCAGUGAUGGUGCCCUCUGCUGGCAGUGGAAUACCAGGAGCUCCUGCUGAAUGGGUACCAGUACCCGGGAUGGAAACUCACAUUCCAGUGCUCUUCCUGGACCUGAGCGCUGAUGACUUCAGCUCUCAGGAGAAUCUGGACGUCCCUGAGGCAGGCGGUUGGGACGCUACUCUCAGUUCGGAAGAUGAGGAUGAAUUUUUCGACCUUCAGAUAGUCAAACACUAUGAUGGAGAGGUGAAAGCCGAAGCCUCUUGGGACUCCACCGUCCACGAAUGUCAACAGCUGAGUCGAGGAGCCACUGCGGAUCAGAGAGUGUACUUGAUCGUCCGCACUGUGGUGCAGCUCAGCCACCCUGCAGAAAUGCAGCUCGUCCUGCGCAAACGCAUCUGCGUGAACAUUACUGGACGACAGGGUUUCGCUCAAAAUUUUUUGAGACGGAUGUCAACUAGGAGCACUAUUCCAGGCUGUGGUGUGACAUUUGAGGUCGUCUCCAACAUCCCUGGGCAGGACAGUCAAAGCUCAGAGGACAGGGAGAUGUUGGCCCGAGUGGCCGCCAGCGCGGAGAACCCCAAAUCCUCAGAUAAUGAAGCUGCCAUAGAGAAGUACCUACGGAGCGUCCUGGCUGUGGAGAACAUCCUCACACUGGACCGCCUGAGACAGGAGGUGGCUGUGAAAGAGCAUUUGGCAGGAAAAGGCAAGGGCAGCAGACGCAGUCUCAGCUCUCCCAGUGUGCAUCGGUUAUCUGGAAGCAGACAGGAUCUGUCACUAAAUUCAGUUCUGGAUGACAACAAGAAUCGUUGGGAAAGCCAGCAGGAUAUCUUUGCAACAUCUUCCGGGUUUAGCAAAACACUGCCACGACCAUCCAGACCUCCUACACCUCCAACACAGAGUCAGGACCCUGAACAAGGUUUUUCAGGGCUUGCUGCUUCUUAUAUCUCCCCAGUCAAGGCCCUGGUACCACAGAUGCCCAAGCUGCUCAAGUCGCUGUUCCCUGUACGCGAUGAAAAGAAAGAUUUGAGACCCUCUCCACACUCCCAACAGCAUAUGCCACGGAUAAUGAUGCAAACAGCCAACAACCCUGAUGAAGGAAGAGUAAGAAUAGAACCGGUUGCAGUAAUGGGGAAGAGCCCUUCUUCAGACAGACACUCAGAUGCUCCUGAUGCCCCAUCCUCUAUGCAUGAUCCGCAUGACCUGCCCCUGAGCCCCAUCAGCGAGGCCUCCAGUGGCUAUUUUUCUACUAGCGUCUCCACUGCCACCCUUUCCGAUGUCUCCAUAGCUUGCGGGGACCUUACCCCUACUCCCAAUACCCAGCUGGGUUCUGUAGCAUCCAGGCAAAGAGGGGAGGACAGUGAAGAAUGUCUUGCAACCCCUGUUAAUGCCUCUAUUGCUCCUGUAGAAGCUGGGAUAAGAUCUGACAGACAUAAACACGAGGAGGCGGCCCACAGGAAUGGCGUCACCACCUCUCAGCAGGAAGCACAGCUACAGACAAACCCAGUGUUGAGUACCUCCACGGACAACCCUUUCUCCCUACAGAAGGUCAAAGCCAAUGAACUCAGGUCUUUCAGUAACAUUCUUGGAGACGGUGAUGGAAAAGCAACCACUAACAUCUUGGAGAAGUUGGAGAUCACCUUCGAGGAUGCAGAACCCAAGGAACUUGCUUGGCUCAAGGUUGGAGGGAGAGUCACUGUCGGAACCAGUAAGUCCGGCACAGUCCGCUACAUCGGUCCAACGCACUUCUCAGAAGGCGUCUGGGUCGGCGUUGAGCUGGACACUCCCUCAGGUAAGAACGAUGGUUCUGUCGAGGGCCACCAAUACUUUCGAUGCAACCCUGGUUUUGGAGUACUUGUCCGUCCAGAUCGACUGAGCCGCCGGGAAGCUUCUAAAAGACACAAUGAAAACCGGCGCAGUGGGGAGUUCAGUCAGCAGCUGAGGGGAGGAACCGGCACUGCCAUUCAGAAAGCAGAGAAUCGCAAAUCCUGGACCAGCUAAUUGACUGAGCUGAGCAGGACAGAACCUCCACCUCUAUCCAUCACUGUGCUUGGGCUAAUGGAGCAUUCUUAUACCCAAUUUUGCAUGGAGGUGGUACAACAUUCCCUUACAUCAGUUUCGGUGCUGUGCUAGUGUGUAGCAUGUGGGAGUGCUAUGGAUUUUUUUAACAUGCAAGUCUUCUUGGGUUUGACCAUAAAUGAAUCUUCCGGGUCUUUGGGAUCAACCCAUCAUUCUUUUGUUUGUGCCCCGGAGUCUACAAAUACUACAAAUUAUGCUUGAUUUGUCCUGUCUGUGCAGUCAGUAGUCGAUUACUUGUCUCCUGAAUGUGCCUUUUAAGUCAACCCAUUCUUUGGUCAUCAUCCCUCAUUGCACCUUGAUAACACUAGUUAGAACGUAAUAAAUGCUAUGGUAGACAAACAAUGUAUCUCAGGGAUCUGAUCAGAGUUAAUGGAAGUGUGUUAAGACACCCUGUUUGGUCUUCAGCUCUAAGCCGCUAUCAAGCAUAUAUUUUGAGAAAGGUUAUCGCCCUGAGCAGGUCAAUGCAGGGGAUUGAUGUCGGUUUCUUCAUGUUGUUGAGUACUACUAUUACUUGGCCAGUGAUUGCAUGACUAAAACCACAAGAUGGAAUAUUUUAUUUGGUUUUGGAUUGCCUAUCAGUAUUUUAAGAUUAAACUGCCAGCUCGGUGCGUAUCCUUGAUUGCACAUGGAGAGUUUUUAGACUUGACUAAAUUGGCACAUUCAGGCUUAAUUGACUGGCUUAAUUAGGCUCUCUCUUAAUAGGUUUGAUGAUUGGAGUGAACAAAAAAAGAAAUCAUUUUAGAGGACUUAUUUACAAUCUGAUGGGUUGGGGCUCGUUUUAGUAAGCAGCCUUUUAAUUGGAAUUGGGUUAUUGAAACUACUUCAACAUAAAAUGACUUUGUGCUGCAAUUUAGUGACAAUUUAACGUAGCUCAGUUUGAUUGGUUUGUAAAGACAAGAAGGUCUUUCUUCCGCAAGAAGGUCACGGUGAAAGCACAUUCCAGUUUUAUGAAUUUUUCCCUUUACAGACAAUACCCUCAUCUUAUUUAGUCAAAAUCUAAAAUCACAAAUAUAUUAGCAGUAUGCGCAGAGUGGACACAUUUCUAUAGUUUUUAAAAAGACGCAUGAUUCUAUACUGAUAUGACUCUUGUUCACAUCAAGAUGGAUAGAGAAAGACGUGUUAUUUCAUUCCUUUUAUAUUCUAUUUUCGUGGAAAUCAUCUUGCGAUUUCUGAAGUCUAAUGCAAUAUCAAAUUAUUCAAAUAUAUUUUAAUGGUUGUAGGUAUGUACAUUGAUUUUUAUAAAGUGUAAAAAUCCCAUGAAUGGAAAAUUAAUUUGCACAUUUGAUUUCUAGUCGAUAGCUUAUGUGCCCAAAGGGCGCUUUAGUUUUGUUGUAAAUUAACUUAAACUAACCAAGGAUCCACUGUAAAUCAACUUUUCACUGGGUUUGGUGCUCGAAAUUUCGUUUUAAAAAAUUUCGAAAUUUCGAUCUGCGAAAAGAUGAGUUUCUGCGGCGGUUUCACAUUGCUUUUUAUUUGUUUUCAAAUGAAGUGAUGUCCUGAAGUUUGUGUUCGGUCUAAAAACUAAAGGCUGAUUUUUACUUCUGCGUCAAGCGCAUGCUCCAACGCAGCAUUCCCGCGGUCAAUCCUCGCCAUGGCCAACGCUGACACACACCUCUCAAAAUAUUUAACUACAUGUCGCUACGAUGUGUUGCUCAAACUGUGUGAUCGGUCGGCUUGGUGGCGGUUACGAGUGUGGGUGGGACCAAGAGCCGAGCGAACAUGUUGGAGCGAGUGUUUACAAGUGUCGAGUCCCAUGAAGAAAUUUAGUUUUGUCUUUACCUUAUGAUUAAAGUUGUUGCACGUCCGCCGGUUCCUGCCUCAGAAUACUGAGUUUUAGAUGCUUGUACAUCAAGGCAGUGUUCAUCAACAACAAAACACCUGCGAAGAAACUCUACUGCCAGUUAGUGUUUCGGAAGUGUUAUUGCAGAGCAACACAAACAGCAUGCCGAAGCAAAUGUGUCUGCAAACUGCAAGACAGGGGCGUAACAUAAACGUGCGUUUCUUGUAGUAAGUUAGAAAAGAGGUAACUUUCAGUUAUUGAGAUCCCAUGUGAAAUGCUGUUGCCAAGAUGGCGGAAAAACUUACCAGAUAACAUUUUCACCAAAUGUUUUCAUAGGUUUUCUCCAGAUGUAUUCAUAACCAAUUCAUUUGAUGUAUUAUUAUUAUUAUUAUUAUUAUUAUUAUAUCCAUUCAUUUAGCAACUCCUCAAUGCAAUUUGUUGACAACUUCAUCUGUUUUGUCAUGACAGUUUGCCCUCUUGGCGUCGCCCCCUGUGGUUGCAAAUAUUAGUACAAUGGCGAGCGCGUCAAGUAUGAAAACCUCCGCAACUCGUGGCUGUACGUUACUGUGAUGGUUGAGUUCAGGGUUGUUGUAGGUAUAGACGUUAAUAACUGAUGGUUGGGUUUAGGUGUGGAGUAGGUGUAGACGUUAAUAACUGAUGUACAGCACCAUAGUUUUUACAUGUAGGUUAUGCCUCUAACUUACUACAAGUUACACCCGUCUUGCAGUCCGCAGAGAGACCCUACUUCGCAUAGGUAUAAACGCAUGGCAACGUGCAAGGCAUGCGCCGUGGGUCAUGGUGAUCACACUACGCAGAAGUAUAAACCAGUCUUAAUUUGCUUAAUUUUUUUUUUUUUUUUUUGUAUCUCAAUCUGUGCCUCAUUCAUCAUGGAGAAAAAAACGAAACAAACGCACACAUGGAGUUGACUGUUGCUGCAACAGCAAGACUCUAAGACCUGCUGGAUCACGUUAGCAGCUAGUCAUUCUCCAAGUAUUAUAUUAAAGGUAAUACACGAACUGACUGAUUGCCUUUGAACUGACAAGUCUCUACUAGGUAUUUCUUUCUAGCAAUAACACUCAAAACACAGUAGGAAUUUGACAGUUUGAACCUAGCUUGUUUCUUUUGACUACAAAGGGGAAAUGAACUUCCUGAAGCUGAUCUCCUUCCACGACCCCAGAUUUCAAUCAUAGAUGCUUGUAAAUGUGUUUAUAUUGGUAUUCUUUCAUUUCAAGUGCAAUUGACUAUUUUUCUAACUCAUCACACCCCUUUUCGACAAUGUAGUCUCCAGUAGCAGUGAUGUCUUGAUCUGUCAUAAAGUGGCACAGAGCCAUAUCUGAACAACCAAACGGUGGCCUUCUGAAGUCGAUGCUAAAUACAGGUGCGGAUAUUUGUGCUCUUCUUCUGUUUGAAAUCCUUCCCGCUUUUUCAAAAAGAGGUUUUGAAGGACGCUCUGGGCCCUGUUGUUUACACAGAUGUCAGACGAAGCUCUUGGCAGGAAGUUGCUGCUCUAGUUUUUGUAAAAAAAAAAAAAUAAUAAAAAAUGUCUCCUUCCCUCUUUCUUAGCAGUGAGUGAGUGAACAGCUCCAUCUUUCACCACUAGUCUGUGCCUGUCCUGAUGAUUUCAUGUCCUGAAAGUUGUCGCAUAUAUUUCAGUAUAUGUGUGAAUGCUGUUUGUUUUGUACAUAGUUGCAUCUUGAUAGUUCAAUCGGAGCACAAGGCUGGGUUUGAUUAAUUUAAUUAUCUGCAAUUCUAUGCUGAUAUCCAAAGAAUAAUCAUGUAUAAUAUUUCAUUUAUAAUUUCUUUUAUAUUGACUGUACAAUAAUCUGGCUGAAAAGGAAAAGACAAAUAAAAAGUGAACUGAUUAA